AGAUAAUCUAGAUUUAUUCUAUAUUUAGCACCUGGACUAUGACCUGGAUUUCUAGCCUAUGAUAAAUAUUAUCAGUACUUACAAUUACAUAUGUGUAGUAACACCUUGACAUAUCAUUGUUUGUAGGCUAUACAUGUGGGAACUUAUGAAGUAGGGUGAUUUGCUGGACUUUAAUCAUAAAACCAUUACUCUGUUGUAUAUUGAUGUAUGAUUGAACUGUUGUAAAAAUAAGGUUAUUGAUUUCGUUUGUGGAGUCAUGCAAGCCAUAGAGUAGAGUUUUGCUGUUCUUAUACUCAUCAGGUAAUGUAGAAAUGGUUUUUCGUCGAAAAGUAUUGAAGUUUGGACAGUGUAAAAGAUAGUAUUCGCUAUCCUCGAAAAGGUGACCACAAUUGCAAGCUGGAUUUUCAGAGAUGUGUCUAAAAAACAGACACAUUUGAAAAUUCUGGACCACAAUAGAAGAUGAUUGAUAAAGUUUUAAUUGGUUUAGCCGGAGCUGCCGGAAUAUCUUUUACAGCAUGGAAGACAAUGUUUCCGUGGAUAGGAGAUGAUCUAAAGAUUCUACAAGCUGGAUUAAAAGUUCGGAAAGUGAUGAAUGAAGAAAUAGAACGAGGAUAUUUCCUUAUAGAUAAAUUUGAAGAUAAAGUGAAACUACAUCCAGACAAACCCUUUAUAAUAUAUGAUGAUAAUAUUUAUAGUUUCCAAUUCGUAGACCAGCAAGCGAAUAAAGUAGCCAACAUUGCCAAAAGAUGGGGUGUUACUGUCGGAGAUAUUGUAGCUCUGUACGCAUUCAAUUCACCAUCAUUUAUAUGGACAUUUUUUGGAUUAGCCAAGUUGGGUGUUUCCGUAGCUUUAAUAAAUUCUAACUUACAAGGAAAAGCUCUGGUACACUGUGUUAAAGCAAGUGGAGCUAAAAUACUGAUUGUUGGUGAAGGUAUGGAGUUAUUGAAUACGGUUAUAGAAUUGGACGUGGAGCUAGAUAAUUAUGAUGUUUAUAUACAAGGUUCCAGUAAAGAUCAAAUUCCACCUAAUUAUACAAGUUUUGAUGAUUUAAUGAGAAAAACCAUGUCUACACCGAUACAUAAAAAUGUCCGUUCUAAAAUGAAUGUGAUGUCAACAUUUUGUUUUAUCUAUACAUCAGGAACAACAGGACUGCCGAAACCAGUUUUCAUCUUCCAUAUAAAGAGUAUAUCUUUAUCAAAGUUAGUUGGAUUAUUUGGUGUGAAAGAAAAUGAUAUUUUCUACAUAUUCCUACCAUUAUAUCAUACCUCUGGUUGUAUGAGUCUAUUUGGUGCCAUUGAUCUUGGAGCCACUGUGGUAAUAAGGAAGAAAUUUUCUGUCAGUUAUUUUUGGAAGGAUGUGCAUCAGUAUAAUAUAACAGCUAUACAGUAUAUUGGUGAAUUAUGUCGUUAUCUGUUGAGUGGACCAAAGGAUGCAUUAGAAAAUCAACAUAAAAUAAAGGUUAUGUUUGGUAAUGGAUUACGAAAAGAUAUAUGGACCAAAUUUCAGACGAGAUUUAAUAUUCCUAAAAUUGUUGAGUUUUUUGGAGCUACAGAAGGAACAAGUUUUACAUUUCAAUUAUCAAAUAAACCUGGUGCCAUAGGGAGAUAUUCACCAUUAAUUAAAAAAUUAGAUCCUUCACCUAAAAGAAUUGUUAAAUAUGACUUUGCUACUGCAGAACCAAUUAGAGAUAAAAAUGGCCGAUGUAUUGAGAUAAAACCAGAUGAAAGUGGGUUAAUAUUAAGUAUUAUACCAGAAACAGUUAGAAGUUUGCCAUUUUAUAGAGCAUCAGAAGAAGAUAAUAAAAAGAAAAUAGUAUUAAAUGCUUUUGAAGAGGGUGAUGCCUAUUUUAAUUAUGGUGAUUUAUUUUAUUUGGAUAAAGAUUAUUUUCUUUAUUUUCAAGAUAGAUUAGGGGAUACUUUCAGGUGGAAAGGAGAGAAUGUAUCUACAACUGAAGUAGCUAAUAUUUUAACCAAUAUAGAUUUUAUACAAGAUGCUAAUGUCUAUGGUGUUAGUGUUCCAGGUCAUGAUGGUCGUGCAGGAAUGGCAGCAUUAACCCUGACAGAUAUUCAGGAACUCAGUGAAGACAAUUUAAAAACUAUAUAUAACCAUUGUGAAGAAGAACUACCACGAUAUGCCAGACCUAUAUUUUUACGUGUUCUAGAAGAAGCCGACUUAACCUCAACAUUUAAACAGCGUAAAGUGGAUUUAAUAAAGGAGGAAUAUAAUCCAACCGUUAUUAAAGAUCCACUUUAUUUUAGGGACGAUUCUAAACAGACAUUUGUUCCACUCACUUUUCAACUGUUUACAUCAGGGUUAGCCAAAUCUAAAUUGUAAAAUGGACAAAUUAUUAGUGAUAUGAUUAGGUUUACCUAUGACAAAUAUUUUUAGUGAAUUUAUUGUUAAUUUAUAUAAAUUGUUAUAAAAUGUGAUAUUAUUUGAGGCAUCAUGACAAAUUAAAUUUUAUAUUUUGUUUUACAAAAUAAAUCUUUAUGUG
Molecule: messenger RNA, 2494 nt
Organism: Patella vulgata (common limpet)
Lineage: Eukaryota; Metazoa; Mollusca; Gastropoda; Patellidae
Product: long-chain fatty acid transport protein 2
Exons: 11
Coding region: 460-2334 (624 amino acids)
Molecular function (GO): long-chain fatty acid transmembrane transporter activity; long-chain fatty acid-CoA ligase activity
Source: RefSeq, a predicted model, not a curated record